UGGUUCCUCCUUUCAGUCGCGAGGUCGGUCUGCGUAGGUGUGCUCCGGAGCUAGUCUCGGCACACAUUUUAUUAUUAUGAAACAAACCACAAGCUAGAGCGCAACACGCAGACAUAUUUUUAUAAGAAAACUAAAAAUCGGUGAAGCAGGAUUUGAUUGUCCCAAACCUACGCAAAGAGACGCGGGAACACCUCGAGAAAGCAGAAUCAGCCGACCAGCCCAGCGCGACCCGCCAGCUCCUCCAGGCCUCACCGCAGCAGCGUGCUCGCCGCUCCGCCACGCCGACGACCCCCGCCUCAUCCCCGCUCGAUUACCUCCCGAUCCGCGGUCCUGGUCGUGUUUGUAGCCAGACAUGAACCCCAGCGCGCCCAGCUACCCCAUGGCCUCCCUGUACGUGGGGGACCUGCACCCGGACGUGACCGAGGCCAUGCUGUACGAGAAGUUCAGCCCCGCCGGGCCCAUCCUGUCCAUCCGGGUGUGCAGGGACAUGAUCACCCGCCGGUCCCUCGGAUACGCCUACGUCAACUUCCAGCAGCCGGCCGACGCCGAAAGAGCCCUGGAUACCAUGAACUUUGACGUCAUCAAGGGCAGGCCUCUCCGCAUCAUGUGGUCUCAGCGUGACCCCUCUCUGAGGAAGAGCGGAGUGGGAAACAUCUUCAUCAAGAACCUGGACAAGUCUAUAGACAACAAGGCCCUCUAUGACACAUUUUCUGCCUUUGGAAACAUCCUCUCCUGCAAGGUGGUUUGUGAUGAAAAUGGCUCAAAGGGUUACGGCUUUGUGCACUUUGAGACCCAUGAGGCUGCUGAGCGUGCCAUUGAGAAAAUGAACGGCAUGUUGCUCAAUGACAGAAAAGUAUUUGUCGGACGCUUCAAAUCACGCAAAGAGAGAGAGGCUGAGCUUGGUGCCCGUGCCCGAGAGUUCACCAACGUUUAUAUCAAGAACUUUGGGGAGGACAUGGAUGACGAGAAGCUGAAGGAGCUGUUUGGCAAAUAUGUGUCUCCGUCUGUAGGCCCUGCACUCAGUAUCCGGGUGAUGACGGACGAGACGGGCAAAUCCAAGGGGUUCGGCUUCGUCAGCUUCGAGAGGCACGAAGAUGCGCAAAAGGCUGUAGACGACAUGAAUGGGAAAGAGCUGAACGGCAGGCAAGUUUACGUGGGCCGUGCGCAGAAGAAAGGAGAGCGCCAAAACGAGCUGAAGCGCAAAUUUGAGCAGAUGAAACAGGAUCGCAUGACCAGAUACCAGGGUGUCAAUCUGUACGUGAAAAACCUGGAUGACGGCCUGGACGAUGAACGUCUGCGCAAAGAGUUUUCUCCAUUUGGAACCAUAACGAGUGCAAAGGUGAUGAUGGAGGGCGGCCGCAGCAAGGGCUUUGGCUUCGUGUGCUUCUCCUCCCCGGAGGAGGCCACCAAGGCCGUGACGGAGAUGAACGGACGCAUCGUGGCCACCAAGCCCCUGUACGUGGCCCUGGCCCAGAGGAAGGAGGAGCGCCAGGCUCACCUGACCAACCAGUACAUGCAGAGGAUGGCCACCGUCCGCGCCGUGCCCAACCCGGUCCUCAACCCCUACCAGCCCGCACCGCCCUCGGGCUACUUCAUGGCGGCUAUUCCCCAGGCCCAGAACCGCGCAGCAUAUUACUCUGCCAACCAGUUGGCCCAGCUCCGCCCCAGUCCCCGUUGGGCAACCCAAGGAGUGCGUCCUCAGCAUUUCCAAAACAUGCCCAAUGCCAUGCGUCCAUCAGCACCAAGGCCCCAGACCUUCAACGCCAUCCGUGCUGCCGCCAACACCAACACCCAGGUCCCACGCAUGAUGACGUCCCAGCGUAUGCCGACCCAAGCGCUCGGCCAGCGCCCCACCAGCGCUUCAGCCGCCGCUGCCCCGGUGCGAGCCAUGCCCCAGUACAAGUAUGCUGCUGGUGUGAGGAACCCCCAGCAACACAUGGCCUCCCAGCCACAGGUCGCCAUGCAGCAACCGGCCGUUCAUGUCCAGGGCCAGGAGCCGCUGACUGCUUCCAUGCUGGCUGCUGCCCCUCCUCAGGAACAGAAGCAGAUGCUGGGUGAGCGUCUGUUCCCCCUGAUCCAGAACAUGCACCCAAGCCUGGCGGGCAAGAUCACCGGUAUGCUGCUGGAGAUCGACAACUCCGAGCUGCUUCACAUGCUCGAGUCGCCCGAGUCUCUGCGCUCAAAGGUGGAUGAGGCCGUUGCUGUGCUCCAGGCCCACCAGGCCAAAGAGGCUGCUCAGAAGUCCACCACCCCCGCUGGUGUUCCCAGCGUCUAAGAUUGAGCAUUUUGAAACCUGCUUCACCGAUGAAAAAGAGAAAAAAAAAAAACUUAAACAUCGAAAAACCUAAAACUCUGAAAACAUCGAAAAAUGAUAAAUUAUUUCUUUAAAAAAAAAAAGAAAAGGACAAAACGAUUGACUCUGCCAGGUCUGGGGACGGUUUGACUAGACCUUGAUCAUUUAAAAAAAAAAAAUUGUUUAAAAAAAUAGCAAAAUAGAGAAAAAUUGAAAUUAUAAAUUUGAAUGCAUUCCUCUGUUUUAUGUCAUUUUACUGUCAGUGCUCAGAAUAUCAGCCAUGUUUAGGAAGGUGGUCGCUGAGCAAUUGGAAAGGUGAUUUGUAUUGUGAACUACUGGCUGUAAUAAAUAAAUAAAUUCAUUCAAACAUUA
Molecule: messenger RNA, 2665 nt
Organism: Cololabis saira (Pacific saury)
Lineage: Eukaryota; Metazoa; Chordata; Actinopteri; Beloniformes; Belonidae
Product: polyadenylate-binding protein 1A
Exons: 15
Coding region: 353-2275 (640 amino acids)
Cellular component (GO): ribonucleoprotein complex; nucleus; cytosol
Molecular function (GO): mRNA 3'-UTR binding; poly(U) RNA binding; poly(A) binding
Source: RefSeq, a predicted model, not a curated record